AUGUCCAAACACCUCUACAAACAGUACGUUCGGAUAGCGGCGAAAUGGCCACGAGACGCGAAUAAGGCACCGGAGAGAGACUUUGCCAACUUCCUCACCAAAGAAAUCGAGCGUCAAUUCCAACCCGGCCAGCCAUUCUCCACCGCAGUUUGCGAAAAACGACUGGCAGCGCUGGACCAACUACUAAACAACGAAGUCAUGAACAAACAUCCGAAUUCGUAUACAUCUGGAGUUUUUGGAAUGCGUUUGGCCGAUCUUCAAGCGGCGUCGUCGGAGGAGAAUCGAAAACAAAUGGGACUGAAACCAAAGGAAUCGAUUUUUAAGAAAAUUUAUCGAGCUGUCGUGCCGGAGAAGAAGACUUAA
Molecule: messenger RNA, 363 nt
Organism: Caenorhabditis briggsae
Lineage: Eukaryota; Metazoa; Nematoda; Chromadorea; Rhabditida; Rhabditidae
Exons: 2
Coding region: 1-363 (120 amino acids)
Biological process (GO): mitochondrial respiratory chain complex III assembly
Source: RefSeq, a predicted model, not a curated record